GGCUAGCGCGGUCGUCUUCUGCCGGGUGAGGCUUCCCCGGUUGGGUUUCUGCCUGCCAGGACUCGCCGGGCGGAACCUGCGCGCUCCGAGCACGGCCGGGGAGCAGGAGGCGUUCCCCGUUGGCCGGGCGACGCCGCGCUCUGACCCCCCCCCAUGCUGUCCCUGGAGAGCCCCCUCCCUGGCGAGGAGACCCUGGACCUGUCAGAGCUGCACCUGCACGGGCCAGAUGAGAGGGACGGCCUCUGCGAGGCGGGUGGCGAGGGACCCGGUCCGCUGUGGUGCCCCUUCCUCGCCGUCUACGACCUCCAGCCUCUCCGCUCCCAGGGCCCCCUCUUUGCCAAAGGGGUGCCGGUCACUGCUCGCGUGGAGGGCACGGAGAGAUACGCCGGCGGCUCCAAGGUGCGGCCAAACACCCUCUACUCCCUGCGGCUGACGCACGGCCACUUCGCCUGGACCAUGAAGAAGAAAUUCAAGCACUUCCAGGAGCUGCAUCGGGACCUGGUGCGGCACCGGAUCCUCGUGAGCUUCCUGCCCCUCUCCCGGUUUGCUCUGCAGGGGGCCCCGGCGACAGGAGCGACGUCCCUGGAGUUGCCCCCUCUGCCCCAUGGAGGGGAGGUGUCCCGGCGCCCCUCCAGCAAACAGAAGCUGCUCGAGAGCUACCUCAACGCCUUGCUGGAGAUCAGCUUCUACCGAGACUACCACGCCAUGACGGACUUCCUGGACGUGAGUCGCUUCUCCUUCCUGGCAGACCUGGGACCCAAGGGACUGGAAGGCCUGAUCCUGAAGCGGUCCGGGGGCCACCACCUCCAGGGCCUGAACUGUGCUGGGCGCCACCAGGUCUGCUACCGCUGGUCCAAGAGGUGGCUGGUGGUGAAGGACUCCUUCCUCCUCUACCUGAAGCCGGAGUCGGGGGCCAUCUCCUUCGUGCUGCUCUUUGACACGGGGUUCAGCAUCCAGGUGGGCAAGAAGCCCACCGAGACCAAGUACGGAGUCCGCGUGGAGAACACCUGCAGGUCGCUCAUCCUGAAGUGCAGCAGCUACCGGCAGGCCCGCUGGUGGUGCCAGGAGAUCACGGAGCUGGCCGAGGGCAAGGGCCAAGACUUCCUCCGGCUGCAUCGCCACGAGAGCUUCGUGCCUCCUCGCAAGGAGACCCCCGCUCGCUGGUUUGUGAACGGCGCUGGCUAUUUUGCGGCUGUGGCCGAUGCUUUGCUGCAGGCCAAGGAAGAGAUCUACAUCACGGACUGGUGGCUCAGCCCCGAGAUCUACCUGAAGCGCCCUGCCCACACAGACCACUGGCGGCUGGACCUCAUCUUGAAGCACAAAGCGGAGGAGGGUGUGCGUGUCUCUGUCCUGCUCUUCAAGGAGGUGGAGCUGGCCCUGGGCAUCAACAGCGGCUACAGCAAGAGGGCUCUCAUGCUGCUGCACCCCAACAUCAAGGUGAUGCGCCACCCUGACCACGUCUCCUCCAUCAUCUUCCUGUGGGCCCACCAUGAGAAGCUGGUGGUGGUGGACCAGUCCGUGGCCUUCUUGGGCGGGCUGGACCUGGCCUAUGGGCGCUGGGACACCCACGAGUACCGCCUGACAGACCUGGAUGGUGACGACUACAUUGGCCCCAAGGGUGGGGCUGCCCCACCAGGAGGCGACGAGGCCCCUGACGACUUGGCCACCAACCAGCGCCUCUGGCUGGGCAAGGACUACAGCAACCUCAUUGCCAAGGACUGGGUGCAGCUGGACAAGCCCUUUGAAGAUUUUAUUGACAGACUCCAGACCCCUCGGAUGCCGUGGCGGGACGUGGGGGUGGCCGUUCAUGGGGCGGCCGCGCGGGACGUGGCCCGACACUUCAUCCAGCGCUGGAACUUCACUAAGACGAUGAAGCCCAAGUACAAAGGGACGGACUACCCGUACCUGCUCCCCAAGUCCCCCCACGUGGCCUCCUUGUGCCCCCGCUUUGUGGUGCCUGGUGCUCAGACCGCCAGUGUCCAGGUGCUGCGUUCCGUGGACCGCUGGUCAGCCGGUCUGCACGAGGGCUCCAUCUACAAUGCCUACCGGAGCGUCAUCGAGGAGAGUCAGCAUUACCUGUACAUCGAGAACCAGUUCUUCAUCACCUGCGCCUCGGCCGAUGGGCGCUCGGUGCUCAACACUGUGGGAGACGCCCUCGUGGACCGCGUGCUGCUCGCCCACAGGGAGAAGAAGCUGUUCCGGGUGUACGUGCUGCUGCCGCUGCUGCCCGGCUUCGAGGGGGACAUUGCCCAGGGGGGCGGCAACUCCAUCCAAGCCAUCCUGCACUUCACCUACCAGACUCUCUGUCGUGGGGAGCGCUCGAUCGUCAGCCGUCUCAAAGCAGCCAUGGGGGAGGACUGGAAGAACUACAUCUCUUUCUGCGGGCUCCGGACGCACGGGGAGCUGCGUGGGAAACUCCUCACGGAGCUGGUCUACAUCCACAGCAAGAUGCUCAUUGCCGACGACCGGCGCGUCAUCAUUGGCUCGGCCAACAUCAACGACCGGAGCCUGCUGGGGAAGCGGGACAGCGAGCUGGCCGUCCUGGUGGAGGACACGGAGUUCGUGACGUCCCUCAUGGGUGGCGAGGCCUACCGGGCAGGGAGGUUCGCGCUGAGCCUGCGUCUGGAUUGCUUCAGGUGCGUUUUGGGAGCAACCGCCAGCCUCGGGGCUGACCUUCAGGAUCCCAUCAGUGACCACUUCUUCCACGAAACCUGGAAAGCAAGAGCUUUAUCCAACGCCUGCAUCUAUGAACAGGUCUUCCGCUGCCUCCCCAGUGAUGCUGUGAAGUCCCACCGGGCCCUGCGGGAGUACGUCAGCGUGGAGAACUUGGCCUCGGUCAGCCCCAUCGUGGCCCGCAACCACCUGCAGAAGGUGGAGGGGCACCUGGUCCAGUUCCCCCUCGAGUUCUUGGCCGAGGAGUCUCUCCUGCCCCCGCUCAGCAGCAAGGAGGGCAUGAUCCCCGUGGAGGUGUGGACCUGAGCCCAGGUCUCCGGAGCAGAGGGGGCCGGCGGGAGGGGGGGCCCGGCCCCGGCUGCACCCCACGCCCAGGAGGGUGUCCCGAGUGCUUGGCCGGGCCUCCGGAGCAGAGAGGACUGGGCCCACCCCACGGUGUGGAGGCAGCCAGCGCCUCUGGCCUUCCCGGAGGAGAGCCUGGGAAUGGGCCCGCCUGCUGCUCCGCCCCACGCCUGCCAACCCGCCGGCUUCCGGAGCUCUUCUUAGGGCAUGUCUGUACUGGCGCCUUCAAACUGGGUUGAAACCCGUUCCUAGUCGUGGCUUCCAGCCAAGAAAGAAUGCGGACUCUCGUCCUUGGAAGAGGCUCCGGAAGGACUGCUUGGCCCUUUCCCUGCAUGACCUUUGUCUAGGGCGGCCCACUUGGGCACACGGGCACCCCCGCCUGAUGCAGACGGACGCCCCCUUGCCCGCUCCCUCCGCAGUGCUGCGCUCCAGUAUUCGGGCGGGGCGGGCCCUCUCCUCUCCCCGCUGCAGUCGGCCUGUUUCCUGGGGCCAGAUCUUGCUGGGGGGCAACUGGCAGCCAUCCUCCUCUGGUGCCAGGGCAGAGCUCUUUGGAGAGCCUCCGCGGCUCCGCGUCUUAAACUCUCUGGCUCCUCGUCCAGGUAUUUGGCUCCCCUACAGGGGUUACUUUGCAAAAAGAAUCCCCUCUGCUUGGGAGCUGGUUAUUUAACCGAUUUAUUUUAGCUUUAUUUCAUACCCAUGUUAGAGCUUAGAAGGCUUCCAAAGCAGCUUAUAUAAUCAAAACACACUUAUAAUAAAAUCCAGCAAGAUUUUAAAAAAAGACAAAAACCCUAACAGAAGCUCAAGGACGUAGUGGGUGAGGGAAGCCCCCACCCCCCGAUCGAAAAGGCCUGGCUGCAAGGGCAUCACGCACAGCAGCCCCCCCCCCCCCGGACCAAGCAAUUCACAAAAGAGGGGCCACUGCAGCAGGCCCUGCUUCCGAUCGCCAGCUGCGCGCCCCCCCCCCCCCGCUCCGAUCAGGGAGAUUUGCAGAAGGGGCUGUGCAGGCCAACUACAGUCUUCCAAAUUGCGUCUGCUGGGCUGCGAGGGAAGGGGGGGGAUGGGCGUUCAGAUCAGUCCCUUUCUCAAGUCAGUGGCGAGAGGAUGGGCUGGAGGAGCUCGAAGGAAGGAACUUGGCCCCCCAGCACCCCACCCACCCACCCCGAUUGCCUUCCCCUGCCUGCCGUGAUGGAGGCACUCCAGAGGCACUGGGUGAAAUCUGUGCGGCUGUUUUGCAGAAGUGGAAUAAAUCUGUGCCUGGCAGGA
Molecule: messenger RNA, 4278 nt
Organism: Hemicordylus capensis (graceful crag lizard)
Lineage: Eukaryota; Metazoa; Chordata; Lepidosauria; Squamata; Cordylidae
Gene: PLD2
Product: phospholipase D2
Exons: 25
Coding region: 154-2979 (941 amino acids)
Biological process (GO): intracellular signal transduction; phosphatidic acid biosynthetic process; cell motility
Molecular function (GO): phosphatidylinositol binding; D-type glycerophospholipase activity
Source: RefSeq, a predicted model, not a curated record